AAAAGGGAACACGCCCGGAGUACAUCUUUGGAUAUACUGCAAGUACGAACGAGUCUUGCACUUUUGUAUGCAGUCGUGUUUAUAUGUAAUCGCUUUGCCGGUAUCAAAUUUCAUUUCAUUGUGCACAUUAUACAGCCAUGUUACAUGAAAGAUCGCGUUACUUCUUAAAUCUUAAUUACAUUUGUCAUUUAUUAUUUUGUCCUAAUUAACGUUGCCUUCAUUCAUUGGCCGACAUAACCUAUCAGCUGAUUACUGAACAUCGUCCGUUUGUUCUAUUGGCAGCUAUAAUUCAUAGAGUCGUAUCCGUGUCAUUUUUCAUCAAGAUUUGAUUCCGUCCACGUGAAUCUCAGCGUACGUUCAAGCUUCUGCCGUUUCGAAAGUAUGCUCGAACAAAAAUCGGGAAAGAAUUGCACGAGCUGGAACGUAGGUUAGACCACUCUGCGAGUACCGUAGAAUACGAUAAAGUUUUAGUCGAUUUCAAACGUGAUGGAUGUGGAAAAGAUUGCAAUGUUUGCCGGCGUGGGCUUUGCUAUCGCUGUUGGCCUCUUCGUCUUAUGGGGCCCAUCACCUAAACCCAGAAAAAAAGGUCAAGUUGUUGGGAUCAACAAUUUGGGAUAUACCUGUUUCCUAAAUUCUCUUUUGCAAGCACUAGCUGCUUGUCCUACAUUUAUCCUUUGGCUUCAGAAACAACAGGAGAAGGACAGAAGCUUUACUAAUACAUUGUUCUCCGUUCUCAGGAAAAUCAACGGUUUUGCCGACGAUUUAUAUGGCAACGUGACGCCUAUCGAAAUUAUUUCUUCCAUUGGUUCCUUGUGGAAUUUUGGUCCUGGUCAUCAAGACGCCCACGAAUUGUUCCAUGUGAUUUUAAGUGCAUUAGAUGCUGAAAUACAGCCAAUAAACAGGAAAGGCUGUUUGUCCGACGCACUGCCCCCUAGUCCAACCGUGAAAUGUGACGCGAGAGGAGUGGGCGAUGUGCUCAGAAGCGCGUCCUGCAAUGACAUCGCUUCAGCAAAGAACAAUACCGUUGCUCCAAAGGGUUUUGACAAAAACUGUAACAAUCAGAUGGUAACUUCGACCUCGUCAGUAUCGAGUAUGUCUCCGAGUUCAUGUAGACCCGGCAUGAUUCUCGCUAGAUCCUCGGAGUUGCUCUCGCGAAACGUUCAGAGCAACGGUGACUGCAAGAGCCCCUUUAGAUCAUGGAAAUCCCUGUGCUCCAUGCCGUUCGUCAACAUUCCUUCAGUGGAAACCCAUCUGUUCUCGGGUCUGAUCACCAGCCAGUUUCAGUGCAGUGGUUGUCUGUGGAAGUCUUCAGUGCGCUACGACAAACUCGAGACAUUGUCGUUACCUUUACCACCGCUCACUUCGUUAUUCGUGCCACAACAUUAUACUCUGGAGUGGUUGCUCUCGCGUUUCGUGGACAGCGAGAUCGUAAAUGACGUGCAGUGCGACGGAUGUUCAUUGCGUUGCGCCGCUAUCAAGACUCUUACUCUCGGCAAACUGCCCAAAUGCUUAUGCCUGCAUAUCCCGAGGACCACGUGGAGCUCCUCUGGCGUACUGAUUAAAAGGGAUGAUCAAAUCACAUUCCCCGAAAUUCUGGUGCUAGAUCCAUACACUUAUACGGAGACGAAGAAAAGAAGCGCGCAGGGUGACGUGAAAUCCGUUGAGCGCAACGAGUAUCUCAUGACAAUACAGGGUAAACACAAGUAUCGGCUGUGCGCAGUGAUCGAACAUCGCGGCCCAGUGGAUUCCGGCCACUUCGUUUGCUUUAGACGCGGAAACAGAGUGAAUCAAUGGCUGUAUACAUCCGACAUCGUCGUCGAGAGUGUAUCCUUGACGCAGGUGCUAUUCGCUAGCCCAUACCUGCUCUUCUACGAGCGCAUGAGCGAUAUUAAUCCUAGCUAGGAACAAAUUUUCGAAAUGAUAGGAUAUUACGGAAUUAGCGAUCGAUCUGUUCUCUUUAACUGCGCUUCCUCGGCAUUUCUACUAUCGCUUUAAAGUGGCGGUAUCAAAGUGAAGAGUACGUAGAAUCACGCGUAAAGAAAUGUGGAAAAAAGCGCGCGCAGUUGAAAUUGACGGACGUAAACAUUUACGGAACAUUACGGCGGGAGACUGUCGAAUCUUCCAUAAUCAGUUUGACAUCGCUCGAUGUUGCGAUGUUAAUUUUGCGAUAAUACUUCGCAAUAAUUGGAGACUGCGUGUCUCUAGGUGACGUUACGUAGCAAAGUGUAUCGAACAUGUAAUCCGAUUUCAAGAGCACUUCAUUAGUGACGAGCGCGGUAAUAAUUGCCAUUAUUAGACGCUGACGGACCUGGCGGAGUAGUUAGUUUCGUGAAGGAAGAGUCUUGCUUCUGAUACAUAUAGUGAUAGGUUUCUACCGAAGGAGACUGUCAAUUCUCUUACUUAAUCAAUUUGUCGUCAUUAAACUUUAUUUUAACGAGGACUGGAAUCGUGCCAAUGUAUAAAAGAUUCUUCGAGUUAAAUUUAUUCAGGGAUUAAAGGGGACUGCGAAUCUUGUUAUUUUUUUUAUUAUGUUUAUAUCUGCGGCAUGUAUACGCGUGUAAUUGUUAAAAAUAUUACUAAAAUUAAAGACUGUAUCAGAUAUUUGUUGUCAUCAUUUUUGUUUCUGGUUAGCAUAAGUAAAUGUGCGAGAUACCAGAAUAAAUUUACUUUAGGAACUAAAUACGCGUAACGUACGUAAUUUAAAAUCUCGUGGAAAGUGUAUUAAAAUCGAAUAAAAGUUAAAAUGCAGAAUU
Molecule: messenger RNA, 2753 nt
Organism: Ooceraea biroi (clonal raider ant)
Lineage: Eukaryota; Metazoa; Arthropoda; Insecta; Hymenoptera; Formicidae
Product: ubiquitin carboxyl-terminal hydrolase 30 homolog
Biological process (GO): protein deubiquitination
Cellular component (GO): cytosol; nucleus
Molecular function (GO): cysteine-type deubiquitinase activity
Source: RefSeq, a predicted model, not a curated record